Messenger RNA from Penicillium samsonianum, 2850 nucleotides. RefSeq names its product non-ribosomal peptide synthetase. Lineage: Eukaryota; Fungi; Ascomycota; Eurotiomycetes; Eurotiales; Aspergillaceae. The transcript has a single exon. Bases 1 to 2850 code for a protein of 949 amino acids. The record is from RefSeq and is a predicted model, not a curated record. Gene Ontology annotation, biological process: biosynthetic process; secondary metabolic process. Gene Ontology annotation, molecular function: CoA-ligase activity.
AUGGAUCCUAUCCUAAAAUUCAAUAUCAGAUCUCUUCUAGAUCAAGUAGCCGCUUUGUCCGCUGGAAUUAUUGCCUACCCUGAAGGCGACCGAACUCAUCCGGUAAAGCUCAGCUAUGCCAAGCUGCGCAAUCAGGCAUUACAGAGAGCAUCCUGGCUACGAAGACGUGCAGAAUUUCGCCCCGGGGGUGUCAUCCUUGUCCAUUUCCAGCGUCAUUUGGAUAAUAUCACAUGGUUCUGGGCAACCAUCCUAGCUGGCAGUGUGCCAGCCCUAUCUCCUCCUUUGGUUAGCACGAGCGAGGGCCGUAAAGCCCAUUUCAAACAUUUACACAAUAUGUUGCAAGAUCCUUUGCUGCUCAGUCGUCGGGAUUUACUUACAGACUCGUUUGGGGAGAACGAAAUUCUACGUACUGUAGCAGUGGAGGAAUUUGAAGAUUCUGGCCUCAAAGACACGGAAUCGGACAGUGCUACCUACAGCCAGAUCAAUGGAGAUGGUAAGGGUCAUGCCAACGACAGCGAUGUUGCUGUCCUCAUGCUCACUUCUGGGAGCUCUGGCAAUUGCAAGGCCGUGUGCCUGACGCACCAGCAAAUGUUUGCCUCGAUUCGUGGAAAAUUGGCGGUGAUGCCAGUUAGCGAUGGCAGUUCCGUGCUCAAUUGGAUUGGUCUAGAUCACGUUGCCAGCCUGAUGGAAACGCAUCUUCUUUCUAUGUACGCGGGAGUCGACCAGAUUCAUAUCCAGGCACCCGAGGUUCUCAGCAAUCCACUGCUAUUCCUGCGGUUGCUAUCCAAGCACAAAGUUUGCAUGACCUUCGCGCCGGACUUUUUCCUGCGCAAGCUUCUAGUGAUGUUGGAUACGACAUCCAAAGAGGCUAAGCAAGAAUUCAAUCUCGGCAAACUACUCUAUUUGGUUUCGGGUGGAGAGCCUAACAAUGUCGAUACUGGUUCGCGAGUUACAAGGCAUUUACAAAGCCUGGGAGCUUCACCAUCAAACCUCAUCACUCCGGGUUUUGGCAUGACUGAAAUUUGUGCGGGAGCCAUUUACAAUCGCAAUUUCCCUGAUAUCGAUAUCAAGGCGCAACGCGAAGCUGGUGCCCUUGGCUCCAGCAUUCCAGGCAUCGAGAUACGGAUAGCGCCGAUUGACGCAAACGAGCCCAGCCCUGGACCCCAGUCCAAUGGCGUGAACAGUGGCGCAGCCAAUGACGCCGGUAUACUGGAAGUACGUGGACCUGUCGUGUUCUCAAGAUACUUCAACAAUGACGAGGCUACCAAGGCCGCCUUCACGGAGGAUGGAUGGUUUCGGACAGGAGAUCUUGGUACAAUUGAUGCAGAGGGCCAGCUAAAGCUGGCAGGUCGACUCAAAGAGCUGAUCAACAUUAAUUCUGUCAAAUUUCUACCAUAUGAGAUUGAAGGUGCUAUUGAACAAGCACGUAUUCCAGGAGUGGCCCCUUCGUUUGUUGUGUGUUUCUCCCACAAGAAAUCUAACACCAGCCCCGAGGAAAUUUAUGUCGUAUAUCAACACGAUUUCGCAAGUGAUGAUAUUGAGGCCCGUAUGUCGACGCUGCACACGCUGAUGCGCACUGUUAUUCUGUUUACAUCCGCACGGCCACGAGUUCUGCCCUUGCCACCUGGUCGCCUGGAAAAGACAACCCUAGGAAAGCUAUCGCGGCCGAAAAUUCAAAAUGCGUUGGCAGAAGGGAAAUACAAGGACCAGGAAAUCUUGAACGAUCGGGUACUACAAGCAUAUCGAGAGUCGCACUUCUCCGGGCCUAGCAAUGAUAUUGAGCAUAAACUUGUCGCGGUUUUCAAGGAGACGCUCGGACUCGACAAGGACGUUGAUAUUGAUAUGCCGAUUCUAGACACUGGAAUCACUUCAGUGGAUUUGAUUCGAUUGAAGAGAGCUGUUGAGGUGGAUUUCGGGAUUGAAGAUAUUCCCAUGAUCACCAUCAUGACCAACACAACCAUUCGAUCCCUAGCAGCGGCUGUCCAGAAGCUGAAGGCCUCAGAUCUCACUAGUGUGUAUCAGCCAGUUGUCACACUACAACCACACGGAUCCAAGACGCCUUUGUGGCUGUUCCAUCCGGGAGUCGGCGAGAUUCUAGUCUUCCUCGCGUUAGCUCAGCAUUUCCCGGACCGGCCCAUCUAUGCAAUGCGACCACGCGGCUUCAACCCGGGCGAGGAAACCUUCCAGGAUCUAGAUGACCUCCAUGCCACAUACUACGAUGCCCUGAAGCAAAAACAGCCUAGUGGGCCCUACGCCUUAGCAGGAUAUUCAUAUGGUGGCAUGGUCGCCUUUGAACUCGCAAAGAAGAUUGAAGCAGCUGGUGAUGAAGUAAAGUUCAUAGGUAGCUUCGACCUACCACCAUACAUCAAGCAUGUCAUGAGGCGACUAGACUGGACAGGGUGUCUUUUACACGUUGCAUUUUUCUGUGACCUCUUUUCAGAAGACCGUGCUGAUGAAUUGGCACCUGAGAUAUGCCCCUUGCCUAAGUCAGAGCAGCUGGCACGAGUGAUGGCCGAAGCGAACCCAGUCCGUAGGGCUGAGUUGGGAAUAACACUUGUAUCGCUGGAUACCUGGACUGAAGUGACUUUCUCCCUUGCAAAUAUCGGCCGUAACUACGAUCCAUCCGGUACAGUCUCUUGUAUGGAUGUUUUCUUCUGUGAUCCGUUACGAGGCGUGGCAGCAUCGAGGGAAGAGUAUCGCUACACACAGCUGAACCGUUGGGAGGAGUUUGUGAGCAAUGAUCUCAAGUUCCAUGAGGUGGAUGGCCAGCAUUAUACGAUGAUCUCCCCAGAACGUGUACCAAAGUUUCAACAGAGGUUGAAAAACGUGCUUUCUGCGAGGGGCCUCUAA